AUGAAAUCUUCCUGGUCAGGAACUCUCUCCCAGAGGCUCGGUGAGCAUGUGAGGGACUCGGCCCUCUUCGCUCUCGAUGUCGCCCAAGAUCCUCAGCUGUAUCUUGAUCGUGGGUGGGAGGCCUCUCGUAAAUAUUUCUUCUCCGUCAUUUUUAUCGCCAUCACUCUGUCCAAAUGUUUCCAUAUUGUUGUUCAUAUGAAGGCAUUGACCGUGUUCUCCUUCCUGGUUUGGGGCGCGACAUUCUUCCUCGUUGAUUUCUUGCUUAUCCUGAUCGCAUGUGCUCUGGCGCGAUCAUUUAAUUACCCGUUGUGGCGCUAUCUCGCGGCCUUUACUACGGCGUUAUGGAGUCUUUACACUGCAUCAAUGACCUCCGCCAACAUUUCUUACUACGUCCACGUGGGUGUGGAGAUCUACUGGCGCAAUAUAAAUAACUUCCACCAUACUAAGCCUACCCUAUGGACUGUCCUGUCCGCAUUGGCUGUCGCGAUCAUUAUCGACUCGUUGAUUUUUACUGCUGCCUACUACGCCACCCCGCAUCUAUUCCGGGUAACCGAUGCUUUCCUCGGAACUUGGGGAUCACUUUUGCCCGCCAAGUUCCGCUACAAUCGUCGUAAGGAACAAGAGUUGCCAGACCCUGAGAUAUACGAACAGAUUGCAAUUGAUGAUUAUGACGAAGGUCAUAAUGCCGAGUCUGCAGGGCUGCUCGAAACACCUGAAGACCCAUCCCAGGACUUGCCCGUGAAAAAAAGUCGACCGUUGCUCAAGCGUGUCAUUGUCAUCUCUUGCAGUGUAGUCGUCGUUUUGCUGCGCUGCGUUCGCCCGUUAGAUUCGACCUACGGGUUCUUCUCUGCCACCCUGCCACUCGCACCCUUCAAGGGUCUUAUCUCCCGCCCCGCACAUGGAAGUGUCUCUUCGUUGCCGGGAGAUUACAGCUGGCUGGAAGGCAAGACGGCCUUAGACGACUUCCCAACAUUUGACUGGCUACGUACCGAUGAUUCAUCGAAUGGCUAUGUCGAAUGGUCUCCAUUCAAGAUCAACCACACGGAACACUUCCAGAAACAUUACAACCCGGCAAAAGAUCCUCUGCACACCAUUAACCUUCAGAAUGAUAUCUUGGAGCCCAUGCGUGAGGUACUGAAGAACGGAACCGUCAAGAUCAAGCACAUCAUUCUUAUCAAGUUGGAGAGCAACAGACAGGAUGUGUUCCCCUUCCGUGCAGACUCUUAUAUCAUGAAGCACAUCAAAAACUCUUUCGAGGACGGCCACAUUCCUCAGGAUAUCGAGGAUCGACUCGCGACGCUCACACCCCAUGGCCCAGCGCCCUAUGGUGGCAUCAGUGCGCGAAAUGCCUAUACAUCUGGUACCUACACCAUGAAAAGUAUCACAGGCACCGUGUGCGGUCUGAACCCGAUUGCGGUGUAUAACAACCUCGAAUAUCGGCACGAUAUCUACCAGCCUUGUUUACCUCACAUCUUCGAGGCAUUGAACGCCCAGCCGAACAGAACCACCGAGACAGAAGAUUGGACUGCCUGGCCGUGGCACACCAUGUGGAUGCAGUCACACUACGGCACCUGGGACAGGCAGUUCGACCUUACUCCUGCUCUGGGAUUCAAAGAUAUCAUGACCAAGGAGUCAUUGGAAGAAACCAAUGACAAGUAUCUUCCCAAGGAAAAGCACGACCAUGAUUAUCCGGACAAAACACUGAACGGAUACCUCCGGGAUGUUGUCUCCGCUGCCCAAGCCAACAACACUCGUCUCUUUUUGACCCAUCUCACUCACAACACUCACACCCCAUGGUACAAGCCUGGUGAAUACGAGGAGCUGUUCGGCAGUUGGUUCGGACUCAACGAGAAGAUCAACCGAUACCUGAACACCAUCGUCUACCAGGACGAAUGGCUGGCGGAAAUCAUGGAAAUCCUGACCGAGGCCGGUAUCGCCGAUGAGACCCUUCUUGUAAUGGCUGGUGACCACGGUCUCUCCCUCCCCAACGACGGCGGCGUAACCGCCAACCACGACCCGCACGUCGGCAGUUUCCACGUGCCCCUCCUCUUCUCGCACCCUAAGCUCCCCCAAAUCGAAGUCGACAGCGCCGUCCUCUCAACCCAAAUCCUCCCCACAAUCCUGGACCUCCUAAUUGAGUCCUCCUCCAUAAAUGAACACGACAGCAAAAUCGUCAAAGACCUCCUCUCCCUCUACGAAGGCCAGUCGAUGAUACGCACCCUAAUCCCAGAACAAGACGGCAAGCAAGAAUGGCACUUCUCGACCAUGAACCCGGGCGGCACAUGGGUGUCCAUGCGCGCAGCGGCAUCGCCCUACCGCCUCGUCGUUCCGCUGAUCACCGACGCCCCGUGGCGCUUCAGCGACGUCGUAGCUGACCCCUUCGAGCUCCACCCAGACGAAGACCUCAAUAUCAACACUCUCCAUGACGUCGUGCAGGCGCGGUACGGGCCCAUCGCAGCAAAGUGGCUCGCGGAGGCUGCGCACGUCUCGCAGUGGUGGAUUGCUGAGAAUCACCUCCGCUGGGGAUACAAUGCCACGCUAGAGACGUAG
Penicillium soppii is the source of this 2550-nucleotide messenger RNA. RefSeq lists its product as uncharacterized. NCBI's taxonomy places the organism in Eukaryota, Fungi, Ascomycota, Eurotiomycetes, Eurotiales, Aspergillaceae. The transcript is spliced from 4 exons. The coding region runs from base 1 to 2550 and encodes 849 amino acids. The record is from RefSeq and is a predicted model, not a curated record.